GCCAAAAGUUCUGUGUUUGUCAUGGUGUUUGUCGCCUUAGCGCGCGCUUCGUGUAAUCUCGAUGCUUCACGUAAGCUUGCUUACACGAUGUUUGCUCUAGUGUGCUUUCGCGACGAUAACGUGAAGACUGUGUUCAGCGUGCACCAGAUUAAAACGUUCUUAGCCAUAAAUGUAUUGGAUUUAGACUCGAAAAAGUGGCACCAAGAAUAAUGGCAAGACGAGCAACAAGGUUACUUCAAGGCCCAUGUGCUCCGAUUGUUUGAUUCGCAAAUGUCGUAUGUUGCCAUUAGAUCCUUACCUCAAGGGCGCAUGGCAUAUUGGAAAACAAGCCAGGAUGAAGUUUGCCACAACUUGAAAAGCAUGGUUCUCGCCAAACAGAAUAUAUGUUCAGAAGUUCUAACCAGGCAAGAGAGGCAUUCCAGCUAUCCAGCACCUCUGGAGUCUGGCAAGUCACAGCAGCGACAGUUCCAUUGCUCUUCCAUUGGUGUCUCUGAAACUGAAAGACCAUCUGAUAUGGAAGUUCAUCACAAGGUCCACAUAGGCAAGCGGCUGUUUAAGUGCCACCUGUGCCCUCAAAGUUUCCAAAUGAAGGGCAGUCUCAAUCGACACCUGCGCACCCACACCGGCGAGCGCCCACAUCGGUGCCCUUCAUGUGACAAGAGCUUCUCGGAAAAGUGCCACCUUAGGGUCCACCUGCGCACUCACACUGGUGAACGUCCAUUUCAGUGCUCCUUCUGCCCGCAAAGAUUUUCGCGCUCAUCCGGGUUAUCAGAUCACCAACGUGUCCACACAGGCGAGCGACCAUUUAAGUGUCAUUUCUGCCCUGAAAGCUUUCGGUGGGGUCGCUGUCUAAAGAUACACCUGCGCACUCACACUGGUGAACGACCAUUUCAGUGCUCCUUCUGCUCACAGAGCUUCUCGCAACAAUCCAGUCUAUCAGAUCACAAACGUGUCCACACAGGCGAGCGACUGUAUAAAUGUCAUUUGUGCCCGCAAAGCUUUUCGCAUCGAACCACACUAUCAGAACACCUACGCAUCCACACAGGCGAACGACCGUACAGUUGCACUGUCUGCUCAAAGUCUUUUAUGCGGAGCACUCACUUGAAACGUCACAUGAAAACACACACAGGCGAAAGACCAUAUAGCUGCACUGUCUGCGCCAAGUCUUUUGUUCAGGACACUCAGUUGAAAAUUCACAUGCGAACACACACAGGCGAGAGACCAUACAGCUGCACUAUCUGCUCCAAGUCUUUUGUGCAGAGGGCUCACUUGCAAGGUCAUAUGAAAACACACAGGUGAACGGCCGUAAUGCUGCACUGUCUGUGCCAAGUCCUUUGUGCGGAGCACUCAAUUGAAAAUUCACAUGACAAUGCAACACCGAGUAUGUACCCAGCCUGGCAUGUGUGAAUUGUCAUUACAUUGGUAUUUCAGUUCUUCACGCAGUAUGCUGCAUAUGAUUCUGGUGUGCCUGAAACUGACACCAUGCACUCCUAUAUUUUGAACUGACACGUGAAAUCAAAGGAUGUUCAAGCAUUAUCUAAGAAGUUGGGGAGACAUGUUUUAAAAGAGAUUUGGUUGCCUUACCGUGAUGUUGUUGGUAUAGUAUUCCUUCAAAAUUGUUGUUUGUGUGGGUGUGAUAAAUUUGAACAGUUUGAGGGUCGAAUUUUUUUGUGAUGUGCACUCCAAAAAUGUAAAUUUUUGAUUGCUGAAAUAAAUUUUUUAGACAUUUCUAUUUCAGAAAAAUAUUGUCUAAAAUUAUUUUUGUGUGACCAUAAAGUGACAAAAAAGAUUUUUUGUUGAUGUUACAUACAUACACGUGGUUUAUUCGUGAGUAAUGUCAAGCAAAAUCCUAAAAAAAAGCUUAUACGAUUUUUUAUAAAUAAAAAUUAUGCGUUGUAUUAAACAUAGCUCAGAGGCAUACAAAAAUACACUUGGGGAAUAGUCCACAUCGGAGGAAUCGCCACUCGACUCACUAGCAGCAGUGCAACCGGCCCGCACUUCCAUAGCGUGAGCGAACUGCGUGAGUGAGUGCACGGAAGAAAACUGUUUGGUUGUGCGCCCAUCCAGAAAGCAAAACGAGUGAAAAAGCUAUAAUAAUCCUUCGUCCUGUCGCCAACGAGACGGAGUUAGCUUUUCCGAGUACCCAAAAUAGUAAACGCAGCCACGGCGGCAUCGUUUGUGUAAUUGAGUGCCGCACGGAAACAGAUGUAAUCGUGCCCCGGGGAGCAAUAAAUGAGAGAGUAACAAGCGGUCAACCUUUGAGAGAUUAGAAACCAGACAGCCAUCAGCUUUGCGGGCACGAGCAGCAGUAACAACCAUAGGAUGAAACCGAAACUAGCCGCACCGCACACGUGUGCUCAAAUGCACAAGCGAAAGCCGGGGGUGCCGCUUUGGAAAAAAAACGAACAAUGGAGAGACAUCGGUGCAUGAAAAAAAUUCCAUAUAUUCCUGAAGUAUGACAGCACAUGCCAAGCAAGAGAAAUGAUAGAAAAAGGCGCGCAUUUUAAGCAUACAGGCAAUGUCGUACAUGUACGGCGUAAACCCUCAAAGGGUUAAAGCUGAAUUCUUAAUGUCCGUUCUCUCACUAGGGCAUGUAUGUAUUUUCCAAAUAUACUCCUGCCUGUGUGAACACUUCUGAAUUCGUUUACUUCUGCACCAGCAAAACUGGUUGCACAUAACACUUCUGUGUUUGAUGCAUCGUGUUCCUGGCAAGAUCUCUGGCUGAGAUAUUAUCCCUCGCAGUGUUUAAGCUAUGUCUUUGGAUGCACUGCUACCUUGGUGAACACACCUCCUAGUUGUGUUGCACUGCGUACCUCAGAAGAGCAAGUUCAAUUUUUGGCCAAAGCAUGAGCAUCCUGAUUGCUUUUGCCCCAAGGGAUUGAAUGAAAAUUUUUCUAUGUGAUCAGUCAUAUUCGGUUUUACCAUUAUGAUUUUAUAAACCAAUCACCCACUCAUUCUCACCUCACCAGAUGUAGGCGCCACAAUGGGAUAAAAUGGCAGCAUGCUUGCCGUCACAAAAGAUUGAAACAUUGUAAAGGG
This is a messenger RNA of Rhipicephalus sanguineus (brown dog tick), 3039 nucleotides long. Its product is annotated as gastrula zinc finger protein xLCGF3.1-like. The record is from RefSeq and is a predicted model, not a curated record. The transcript is spliced from 3 exons. Gene Ontology annotation, molecular function: RNA polymerase II cis-regulatory region sequence-specific DNA binding; DNA-binding transcription factor activity. Gene Ontology annotation, biological process: regulation of transcription by RNA polymerase II. Bases 271 to 1299 code for a protein of 342 amino acids. NCBI's taxonomy places the organism in Eukaryota, Metazoa, Arthropoda, Arachnida, Ixodida, Ixodidae.